CCGAUUGAACAUAAAGUACGUCCACUGGACAGUCGCGAUGUCAUACCACCCGCACAACAGUUAUACGAGACUUUAUUGACUUAUGAACUGCGAUUGCCAGAGCACCAGCAAUUACAUAUAGGCGUUAAUUCAAUGCUAUAUGGCCCUGAUAAUAUUUCAUUGAUGUGGAUGUUAUUCAAUGCAAACACCAAACAAUAUAUGGGUGCAGAUCAGACUUGA
Oppiella nova is the source of this 219-nucleotide messenger RNA. The record is from the annotation of a GenBank genome assembly. Lineage: Eukaryota; Metazoa; Arthropoda; Arachnida; Sarcoptiformes; Oppiidae.